AACCAGCAGCUGGAGCUGCAGUCUACGGGCGGUGUGUAGACUGUGCGUGCUUUUAUGGGUGGAGACUGAGGUCCUCCAAAACAUACAUAUUACAGAGCCAGCUUCAUCAUGAGCAGCAAUAUUAUCACAGGCCUUGUUAGGACCUGAAAAUUAUUUUUGAUCAGUUGGUUUUAAGUCCUUCACAUACCGUGAAGUACAUAGGAUCCGUUUGCUAACGUUACAAAGCCAGAGAGAUGAGCCAGGAGGAGCAGGUAUCCGAGGAUAAGCCUGCAUACCUCAAAGAUGAGCCAGGAGAUACAGACAACAACAAGGACCACCCUGAGACACAGUCAGGCAUGUUGGGCAGGCUGGCGGGUGGCUUAUAUGGUGCCACCAAGGGAGCUUUAGGAAUGACGGUGGGCGGCGUGACCUGGAUCGGAGGAAGGAGCCUAGACCUCACCAAGACUGCUGUCACCUCUGUAGCUGCUGUGCCUGCGAUGGGAGUGGGGCUGGUUAAAGGAGGAGUGUCUGCUGUAGCUGGAGGAGUGUCUGCUGUAGCUGGAGGAGUGUCUGCUGUCGGUUCUGCAGUAGUCAGUAAAGUUCCCAUAGGUGGAAGCAAAAAGAAAGACAAGUCUGAUUGA
Messenger RNA from Monopterus albus (swamp eel), 620 nucleotides. RefSeq names its product transmembrane protein 263 (gene tmem263). The record is from RefSeq and is a predicted model, not a curated record. Lineage: Eukaryota; Metazoa; Chordata; Actinopteri; Synbranchiformes; Synbranchidae. Bases 234 to 620 code for a protein of 128 amino acids. The transcript is spliced from 3 exons.